Dibothriocephalus latus is the source of this 312-nucleotide messenger RNA. The record is from the annotation of a GenBank genome assembly. NCBI's taxonomy places the organism in Eukaryota, Metazoa, Platyhelminthes, Cestoda, Diphyllobothriidea, Diphyllobothriidae.
AUGCUUGCGCCCAGCCACGUUGCCAAGAUGACUGCCGAAGUGGUGGAGGAGACGGGCCUACUGUGCGCCAUCUGCCAUGAGGGUCCGCGCGCAGCACCCAAGGAACCCCUUGGCAUCUACGUCUUUGUGCGUCGGUGUCCCCUGGAAGAGGGUCUCGCUCGGCCCGAUAUCGGCAAACCUGCACCGACCCUCCCAUCCUCUGCAUACUCACCCGAGGGCUACACCACAGUCUCUAGUUUUGUCCUCGUGCACUUUAGUUGCCACAUGAAUGUAAGUUCUCCUGGCUGGCUACUGUUUCUCUUUGCACCCUAG